This is a messenger RNA of Huiozyma naganishii CBS 8797, 1773 nucleotides long. RefSeq names its product Cef1p (gene CEF1). Bases 1 to 1773 code for a protein of 590 amino acids. The record is from RefSeq and is a predicted model, not a curated record. Gene Ontology annotation, cellular component: spliceosomal complex; Prp19 complex. NCBI's taxonomy places the organism in Eukaryota, Fungi, Ascomycota, Saccharomycetes, Saccharomycetales, Saccharomycetaceae. The transcript has a single exon. Gene Ontology annotation, biological process: mRNA splicing, via spliceosome.
AUGCCUCCAGUGCCAGUGUACGUGAAGGGCGGUGCUUGGUCCAACCUAGAGGACCAGAUUCUCACAGCAGCGGUGCAAAAGUAUGGCCCACAUCAAUGGAGCAAGAUUGCUUCACUGCUGCAGAAGAAGUCCGCACGGCAGUGUGAUAUUCGGUGGAACGAGUACCUCAAGCCGUCUUUGAAUCUGUCCGAGUUCUCCAGGGCUGAGGAUCGCAUGCUGUUGGACUUGGCGAGGCGAUUGCCCAACCAGUGGAGAACUAUAGCCGAGAAGCUCGGUAGGACUGCACAGUCUUCUAUUGAAAGAUACAAUGCAUUGAUGGCGGAGCCGCAGGAUCUGGGCCCAGAAGGUGCGCUUAACAGAGUGCAGGCGACACCGUUGGACUUCAAAGUUGGGGACUUGAACCCGGUGGCAGAUACCCAGGCGGCCAUACCGGACAAAGAUGAUUUGGACGACGACGAGAGAGCGAUGCUGGCGGAGGCGAAGGCGCGGCUGCUGAGCACACAGGGGAAGAAGGCCACGCGGAAGGUCAAGGAGAGGUUGUUGGAAGAGUCGAAGCAGAUUGCGAAGUUGCAGCAUGAUCGAGAGUUGAAGCAGGCUGGUAGGGCGGCCAAGAUAAAGCAGGGCAAGAAGAAGCGGUACGCGACAGAGAUAGACUACAAUGCAGACAUACCGUACCAGCAGAACCCUUUACCAGGUAUAUAUGACAUAAGAGAGGAAACUGAGAGAACCUUGCGGGAACUGGCUAAAUUUGAGAGUAAUGUAGAUAAAAGAGGACUGAAGGAGAAGGCUUCAUAUAAGGAGUCACCGGACAGGGCAGCCAAACCCAGGAAGGACACUAAGGGUACGGAUGAUGCGAAACCGCCGUUGUCGACUAGUGAAUUAAAACCAACACUACCACCAACGUUGGUUUUAUCUCCACCAGGCGGCCACAAAGGCAAUGGACCAGGCGAUGAGCAAAGUAUAACGCUUUAUAGACAGCAGAUCAUACAGAAUCAGUCCCUCGGUUCCGUACUGAACAAGUCAGAUGAUGUAGCGGCGGGAGACACAACUACGGUACCCUUUGCAGUAGAACUCGAUACGAGACGCAAGCAUGACGAGUUUGCUACGAUGGUUAGGAAACGACAGAUUGCCCAACUGUUCGAGAUGCUCCCCCCCCCAUUAAACGAUUUUGAGAUCGAGUUAGAAAGCGACGACUCUGGCGAGGAACAGGAGAGUGAGGACGAUGACGGCAAUAAUAAUACCUCGGAUGAGAGGCGACAGGAGGUCACUGCGCCUCUUACAACGCGCGCCAUCUUAGCACUCCCCUGUCUCCUCCACGAGGGUCUCCCUGCCCCGCCGGCCAUCGAACGUCCCCUGAACGAGUACGACAGGACCUACAACGAGUUACUCCUUACAUCCUUAGAACAGAACGAUUACGAGGUGGACACCAAGUUACUCGCAUAUUUCGACACAGUGGAACAAAGAAUACGAAGUUUGAACGGAUCAAGUAACCCAGAGGAGCAUCAGCAGCGUCUCCUGGGACCCCUACACACUACCACUGCAACGACACGAGAACAGCUCGUGUCCUCGAUCCGUGCGAAACAAAAGAAUAUUGCUGAGUUACAGGCAGAGUUAAACUACGUCACGCCACUGAUACAACAGAACAAGGCACUAUCGCAACAACUAUGUGGGGACCUACUCCCACACUGGCGGAAACUCCGCCAGGAGUACUCCGUUCAGUAUCGCCUCUACAUGCAAGAAACCCGAGGCCGAAAGAAGCCAAGGACGAACUAA